Molecule: messenger RNA, 6013 nt
Organism: Acyrthosiphon pisum (pea aphid)
Lineage: Eukaryota; Metazoa; Arthropoda; Insecta; Hemiptera; Aphididae
Product: transformation/transcription domain-associated protein
Exons: 28
Coding region: 82-5913 (1943 amino acids)
Biological process (GO): DNA repair; regulation of DNA-templated transcription
Cellular component (GO): SAGA complex; NuA4 histone acetyltransferase complex; nucleus
Molecular function (GO): protein binding
Source: RefSeq, a predicted model, not a curated record
GUAAUUAUUAAUAAGCAUUAAGUAAUUUCAUUUUUAUAUUUAUCUAGAGUUUUAGGGAAAUUUGGUGGUGGUAAUCGUAAGAUGAUGACUGAACCUCAACGACUGGAUUAUUCAAUGCAUAGACAGUCAACAAAACCAGCUAUUAUCAUUAAAUUUAAUGAACAUACUGAAUCAGUAACAUUUAAUGUUGAUAUGGCUAUUGAAACUGCUGCAGAAUCACUUAAAACAUCAACUGAUCCAUACUAUCGUAAAAAAUGUUGGGAAGUAAUAAAAUCAUUUUUAGCGGCAUCUGUAUUAUCAAAUGACGAUAAAUCAGUUUUAAUGAAAUUUUUUUCUCAUCCUAGUUUCAAAGAAGGAAAAAUAUCAAACUUCCACUCGACAGUUUACAAAUAUCCAGAUCCAGUUGUAAGAAAUACUUAUGUAAUGGCAUUAAAUGGUAUUUUUGUCAGUGCAGCAGUUAAAGAACUUAGAGACACAGCUUUAGGAACAUUGCUUGAUGUUGUAAUGCGCUAUACUAUGGUGGCAAUUUCUCAACAAGCAGGACCAUUAGUAAACAGUGAAAAAAAUGAAAAGUGUUCAUUUGGUAUGGAUCCACUAGUAUUAAUUGACUCAAUGGCAACUGUUAUGAGCUAUCAAGAAAAAGAACUUUUAAAACCGGCAAGAUUGGCUCUAACAAUUAUUUUAAACACGGCUACAAUUAUUAUGGGAUCCAAAGAAAGAGCAUGUCAAUUACCUUAUAUGGAAUACAUGGUUGAUAAGUUAUGUGCUUUAUGUUAUGAUCGUGCUUGGUAUACAAAAUUUGGAGGAUGUUAUGCAAUACAAUUUUUUUAUAGCAGCAUGUCUUCACAAUGGGUGUUUGAACAUUUAUAUUUAUUUGUUAAAGCACAACUCUUUGUUAUCAUGGAUUUAUCUGGUGAUGUUUCUAAUGGAGUUUUAGACGAAGCUAAAAAAAAUUUAGAAAAUAUGUUACGGAAAGCAGCAUCACCUCUAGAUCAGAACUCGGGUUCUCAACUUCAAGCUUUACAGAAAAAGGCUAUACAUGAAGUUACUUAUGAACUAAUUCGUCAAGUAACAAGUCCUAAUGAUCUACUUAGAAAUCAUUCCACACAUUUAUUGGGUGUGAUAGCAUCUGCUCAAGGAAUCACUGUAACUCAAGUUAUGGAACCGCAUAAAGAAGGGUUAUCAGAAAUCAUACCUCUUAGAAAGCAUUUAUUACGUCAUCAAGGAUUUAAAGCACAAAUUGGGAUGAUGGAAGGAAACACUUUCUGUACCUCUUUAUUACCUCGAUUAUUUACAAUAGAUUUGAAUAUAAAAGAACACAAUUUAUUUUAUCAUGAAGUUUCUAAUCUUUGCGAAGCCAGUGAUUCAGCUAUGUCUAAGUUACCAGGAUAUAAAACAAUGAAUCCAGGACAAAUGUUAUUAUUACGUCAAGCUGGAAUGAGAGCGCUUGCUGCUUGUUAUUAUAUUCCUCAACCUGAAGUUAAAAGUAGAAUUUUUCAUGCUUUGUAUGGUGCUUUAGAUAAAAAUAAUCCAGAUUUACAAGAAACAGCAUUUCAAUGUUUGAGAAAAUUUGUUUCUACUUCACAAAUUGAUAUGCCAAUGGUCCACGAAUUGAUGAAGAAACAAUUAGGAGAUUUAGGCGAUUAUAGAAACUUAACUUUAAGUGGAACAAGGCGUUUAUGGUAUUUAGUUCAGUUGUUUCCUACCAGCUUUAGUGAUAUGUUUUGUACACAUUUAAUGGAAAUAAUGAAAAAAAUGUUUGAAGUUCUAAUCCAAACGAAAAAAGGAAUUUCAAAGAGCGGGAACUAUGAGUCAAUAAUGGUGAUUAUUAUUGAAAUGUAUAAACAAUUACCUGUUGCCAAUUAUAGGCACAUUGAAUCACUAUGUAGAUUAGUUUUGGAUAGUGAAAAAAGUCUUCAGGUGAGCAUACUAUCUCCAUUUCAUACACCACUUUUAGGAUGUUUGCUUAAAUAUCCAACUCAAAUUGUACAACUAUUUUUACAAGAUAAUCAUAUGAAGGAACCCAAUUGGGUAAAAUAUUUACACAUGAUGAUUGCCAAUGAAAAAUGUCAAACAAUACGAGAAGCUCUUCAAGGUAGUGGACGUAGGCUUAAUGAGUUAAUUACAACUUCUCAUUCAGAUUCUUCUAAAGUUAUUGAAUAUGAAACUGUUAGAAUUAUCAAUUCUAUUGUACGGCUAGAUAAAAAAUGGAUUUAUAAUCAAACCGAUUUAAUUAUAUCUUUAUCAGAACUAUGGGCGUCUGAACACUACCAAGAACAUUUUUUGAAUCCUGGAUAUCUUGAAUUCUCUCACUGGAAUGAGCCAAAAAUGUUAGCAAAAGUGUUACUUCAGUAUUUUAUUCAUAAUCCUAAUCAAGUAGAUUUACUUUUCCAUUUGAUCAAAGCAUUCUGUUUUAGAUUUAUAUCUGAUUUUCAGUUCUUAAGAAUUUAUUUAGAAGAAACGGUUGCUAAAACCUUCUCUCCUCAAUGGAAACGUACAGCAUUCUUUCGUUUUGUCGAAAUAUUUCAAGAUAAUAACAUGAGUAAUCAUUUCAAAUCCAAAAUCUUACAGUAUAUCAUACUACCUUCUGUUUCGGCUAGCUAUGAAAAUAAUGAACAACAAGCCUUAAUUCAUGGUACAUCAGAUCCAUCAGAUUCAACUGGAAACAUUGUUACAUCUUAUAUAUAUCAGUUAAUUGUACAUGAAGUACCACCAGGAAUCGGUGAAGAUAGCAUACGCAUUCAUCUAUUACAACUUGGAUGUAUGUUAGUUGAUGAUUUUCCUGUAAAUAAAGAAAGUGCAUUUAGUCCAGAUGGACUCUGCGAAAAUUUAAAACGAGUAAUGAGUUAUGCUUGGCCAUGUUUAUUAGAAAAAUCUUGUGUUGAUCCAACUGCUCGUUACAGUGGCCAUUUGUUACUGUCAUACAUAGUUGCUUCAUAUCAUGUUAAUAGCCGAAUAAUUUUACAAGUAUUUCAUGAACUACUUAAAGCAUAUCAUGUUGAAGUGAGAAUUGUUGUUAGACAAGCAUUGGAUUUAAUAACACCUGCACUAUCUAUUCGUAUGAACAAUGGAAAUAAAUUAUUAUGUCAGUGUACAAAGAAAAUUAUUGUUGAAGAAGCUCAUUUGAUGCAACAACUAUUUCAUGUGUUGCAUUUGGUUGUCAGACAUUACAAUGUAUAUUAUCCAAUCAGACAUAGACUUAUUCAACAUAUGUUAAAUGCAAUGCAGAGAUUAGGUUUUAUGUCAUCUGCCACUUUUGAACACAAAAAAUUAGCUGUAGAAAUGGCUGAAGUUAUUAUAAAAUGGGAAUUACAGCGAAUUAGAGAUGAAAAUAAUGCAGCUGAGAAUUCUAUGGAAGGAUUUGUAAAAAAAAUUAAACUUGAACCUUCAGUCCUAUUACAGUCGGAUGAUAAUGACAAAGAUAUACCUAUUAAUAAAAAUGAUUUCGCAGUUGUUUUCAACUUUUUAGCCAAAAUUUCUUGUCAGGUAAAUGAUGGUGUUGCUGGAGGUUUGGCAGAACUACUAUCUAAACGAUGUAUUGCAUUAUUAAGAACUGCUUUGAAGUCAGAAGCUUUAAUGUCGAGAUGUAUUGAUACAAUCAAAUUAGCAUGGAUGGACAAAACAUUUUAUGCUGUAUCAACUUUGGAACCAGCUGCUAAUAAUCCUACUACUGCCAUGUCUGUUGCAAAUAUUGCAUCAGCGUUUGAUGUCUUAACAUUUUUUUUAUCGACUUUACCAAAAGAACAAUUUUUAAUCGCAAUCAAACCACUUCAAAAAGCAUUAUAUGAAUGCAUUAGCACUACUAAUAUGAAGAUUGGACGAAUGGCACAUGCAUUUCUUACACGUUUAAUUUAUAGUUUUCCUAUGAUAAAACCUUAUCUUAGUGAACUUGAAGAACUAUACAUUUUAAUAAAUGUGUUAAUUGAUGAAAGUUUGAACAAUUUUGAGAAAAAUAUAUCUCAAAAUUAUAAUCGAUUUUUAACAUGUGUAAUAAUGUUAAAGGCUGCCAGUGCUAAUAAUGCAGCUUUUAUUGAUAACUUGUCUUCACGAUUUGUACAUGUUCUACAAAAAGUAUGUCGUGAACAGCCACAAUCUACAAACACUGAGUCUUCAAUGGGAAUAAGUGAGCUAGUUAUUCAAAGUUUAGAUUUGAUGAAAAACAGAGUUACAAACAUGCACAUUGAAACUCGAAAAACAUUUAUUGGGACUAUUCUUGUUGGAUUGAUUGAAAAAACAAAUGAUUCAAGAAUAAUGAAAACAAUUUUAAAAAUGUUAGAAGAAUGGAUGCAUAAUCCUCCAAAUGAGGGACCUAAUUUGCGUGAAAAAUCUAUACUAUUGGUAAAAAUUAUGCAGCAUAUUGAAAAAAAGUUUCCUGAUCUAAAUGCUCAAUAUUUAGAUAUUAUUAUUCACAUUUAUAGAGAUGAGGAAUUACGUAAUUCAGAACUUGGGCAUAAAUUGGAAGCAGCCUUUUUAAGUGGUUUACGAUGUUCACAACCAGCUGUCCGUGAAAAAUUUUUCACUUUAUUCAAUCAACAAAUUAAUACCAGAUUGCCAGAACGUUUGUUAUACAUAGUGAGUUCACAAAACUGGGAACCAAUGAUGACUCAUUACUGGAUAAAACAAUGUAUUGAAUUAUUAUUAGCUACAGUUGAUUCAAAUUUAUCCGUGACAUUAAAAGAUUCAAAUUCAUCAACUUCAUCAAAAUUACCAACAAUUAGAGAAUUAGUCAAUAACUGUGAUACUUCAUUCAUUGAAGAAAUUCUCAAUACUAAUGAAGAUAUUGGAGUCAAAUCAGAGUAUGCAAUGGACACUGAUCAAAUAGUGACUGAUAACAUUGAAGUUGUUGAGGGUGGAAAAUUAGAACCAUUGAUUAGCAGACACAUCAAAUUUAUGGAUAAUCUAGAAGCGAUGAAACUUGGAGACAUCUGUUCAGCCAUAGCUCAACUGUGUCAUAUGGAUUCAAGUUUAGCUGAAAAAAUUUGGCUUGUGUUAUUUCCUGCAAUUUGGGAGUCAUUAAAUUCCACACAAAAAACUAUAUUAUUACCUGAAAUAAAUCAAUUUAUUGUAAGUGGUAUACACGUUGUUCAAAGAGAUGUUCAUCCAAGUGUUAUAUCUACAUUCUUUGAAGCAUUAUUUCAAUGCCAACCAAAAAUACAUUUUAAACCAAGUGUCAUGUUGUAUAUUGGUAAAUCUCAUAAUUUAUGGCACCGAGUAACUUUGUCAUUAGAAAAAAUGAUGAUAGAUAAUAUCUUUGAAGUAACGAAACAAGAUUGUUAUGAAUUUGAACCAGAAAUAUCUCCACAGAGAGAUGUCAUUGAUACAUUAGCAGAGAUGUACAAACAGCUUAAAGAAGAAGACAUGUGGGCUGGUUUGUGGCAAAAACAUGCUCAAUAUCGAGAGACUAAAAUUGCUCUUGCGUUGGAACAACAAGGGUUAUUUGAACAAGCUUUAUCUACUUAUGAAUCUUUAAUUGAAAAAUAUCAAAGCGAAUUUUCCAGUUCUCCUGCAUCAGUCAUGAUUUUAAGUGAAGCACGCUUAUGGGAAUCACAAUGGAUUAGAUGUUCAAAAGAGCUCAAUCAGUGGGACAUUUUACUUGAAUAUUCAAAACUUAAUGGUCAUCUCAAUCCAUUUUUAAUACUAGACAGUGCUUGGCGUAUACCUGAUUGGCUUGUAAUGAGUGAAGCUUUAAGUUGUGUUGAUAAUACAUGCCCUAAAGAAUUUUUGUGGAAGAUGUAUUUAUACAGAGGGUUUUUGGCAAUUUGUCAUCCAGAUGAACCAAAUUUACCAUAUGUUACUCGAAAUGUAGAAAUGGCUAGCAUACAUGUAAUUAGAGAGUGGAGACGAUUACCACAUAUUGUAUCACAUAUACAUUUGCCAUAUCUUCAAGCCUCCCAACAGGUAAAUAAAAAAUAAAAUAAAUAUAUAUUAUAUAAUAUGGAUCAAUGCAACCAAUGACACAUGUAGUAUAUGAGUAGACAAUUAUUAGUAUUUUAAUUAAAUUAAGUAACUAAUU